Molecule: messenger RNA, 3116 nt
Organism: Motacilla alba alba
Lineage: Eukaryota; Metazoa; Chordata; Aves; Passeriformes; Motacillidae
Gene: BAIAP2L2
Product: BAR/IMD domain containing adaptor protein 2 like 2
Exons: 14
Coding region: 924-2414 (496 amino acids)
Biological process (GO): positive regulation of actin filament polymerization; actin filament bundle assembly; actin crosslink formation
Cellular component (GO): cytosol; nucleoplasm
Molecular function (GO): protein binding
Source: RefSeq, a predicted model, not a curated record
UCGGGGCUGAAGAGGUGAGUGAGCUAUCCCUGCAGCCAGCCCUGGGAGCAAGUGGGUGGUAUGAGUGGCUGGUUACCCCCCAGCAGUUACAACCAGCUGCAAUAUGAGGAUCCUCUUGGAGCUGUCCAGGCCUAAAAAAAUAGAAGACUAGGUUUUGCUUGAUCCAUCUCUUCCCAGGCACGUGCCCAGAAGAAAUCACAAUGGCAGUGCUGGUCCCAGCUCACCAGAGGUGAAACCUAGGAAAGGGUUCAGACAGAAGCCUGUUCCUGCUGUUAAGAGUUUCACUGAGAGCGGGAGUGGGAGGGAGGCUAAGAGCCGGAGGGCUGAAGCCUGGGGUGGGGGAAUAUGGGCAGGGGAGAGCUGAAAUACGUGUAGAGUUUUCCUUGUGUUCCUCCCUGCCUGCUGCUCUUUGCUGCCUGUGAUCACAAGCUGACAGGGAUCUCCUGACUUGCGAGGUGCCUGUGUGAGAGAGACCUGCGGACGCCUCAGUUGCUCAGCACAGUGAGGCCGCGCGAGCCCCGUCGGAGCCGUGGCAGUGCCGGGACAGCGAGCCAUAAGGCAGUGACUCAGGCAGGUGGCCGGCGCCGCAGGUGUCAGGACAGGCAGGGCUGGGUACCAGGCUGGCAAUCAAUAAUGCAAAGAGGCGGUCACAUGUCCUUGCUGGCUGUCGCAGGAUUCCUCUCUCCCCCCCAGAGUCUGGUUACUUCCAGAGAUCAAGUUCCAGCCUCUCGGCUGGUGAAUUAUUAAACUCCAUCAGUGCUCCCUUUGUACCACAUCUCUGUCUUCCUGCUGUCCUUCCUUGCUGGUGACAAGCUCUUUCCAUCCAGCUGGCUGUGCGGAAGCAGAGUCGUUCACGCCAGAAUAGCACCUUGUACUCUCCUUUGCUCCUUGCUUCUCUGUGGGAGAGUGAAUAGGCUCCAGAGAUGGAUCUGUCCUACAGAUCCACCAUCUCCAUCUAUAAGAGUAUCCUGGAGCAGUUCAACCCUGCGCUGGAGAACCUGGUGUACCUGGGGAACAACUACCUGCGUGCCUUCCACGCACUAUCCAAAGCAGCUGAAGUGUAUUUUAAGGCAAUUGAGAAGAUUGGAGAGCAAGCAUUGCGGAGUUCCACCUCACAUGUGCUGGGUGAAAUUCUGAUGCAGAUGUCUGACACGCAGAGACUACUGAGCUCUGAUUUGGAAGUUGUGGCUCAGACCUUCCAUGUGGACCUGCUGCAGCACAUGGAGAAGAACAGCAAAAUGGAUGUGCAGUUUAUCAGUGAGAGUCAGAAGCAGUAUGAGCUGGAGUACCAGCGAAGAGCCACCAACCUGGAUAAGUGCAUGGCAGAGCUGUGGAGAAUGGAGAGGGCUCGUGACAAAAAUGCCCGGGAGAUGAAGGAGAACGUGAUGCGGCUGCGCUCGGAGAUGCAGGCGUUCGUCUCUGAGAGCCAGAGGGAGGCCGAGCUGGAGGAGAAACGCCGCUACCGCUUCCUGGCUGAGAAGCACCAGAUGCUCUACAACACUCUCCUCCAGUUUUACAGCAGGGCUCGGGGCAUGAUCCAGAGCAAGGCACCACGGUGGAAGGAGCAGCUGGAAGCCAGCCGUAACCCCUCAAACAGCCACCCACAGGGGCUGCUCUCAGCCUCCCACGGCCAGGGCUAUCCAUCAGGACGGCUCACACCCACCCACCUCGAGAUGCCCCAGAGACCCCUUGGGGACUUUGCUUCUUCUAUGACUGGGAGUAGAUCCAGCAUCUUCUCUCCAGACCCUCCAGAAAUGAGAAUGUCUCCUCAGCCAGAGUCUCCCAGGCGGCCACUGCGGAGGACACCAUCAGCAGCCAGUUUGCUCCCUGCGGGCCGUACGUCCCGUUCAGGUUCCUUUGGCGAGGCCAGCAGCGGCAGCGAGGGCAGGAAGAGGAGCGGCACAACAAGAGUUCAGGCCAUCGUGCCCCACACGACAGGUGCCAACCGGACCCUGCUGCGGUUUGAGCCCGGGGAUGUCAUCACGGUGCUGAUGCCAGAGGCACAGAAUGGCUGGCUCUACGGCAAGCUGGAGGGCUCAUCCACGUGUGGCUGGUUCCCUGAAGCUUAUGUCAAGCCUUUGGAGAAUACGAGGGAGAUGGAGGAGCCGGACACCAGGUCCUUCCCGCUGCGAAGCAGUCACAGUAUGGAUGACAUCCUGGACCAUCCCAGCACUCCAUCCUCCAGCAGUUACUGGCCUGCUGCUGCCCAGCCCAGCUUGCCAGACCCACCUCCCCUCUCAGUGGGCGCCAGCAGUCACCACAGUGGGGCGGCCACCCCAGUCAACUCUGGCUCCAAGAAAUCAGGAGUAUUUGACCAGCCCCCUGAACUCUUCCCACGAGGUACCAACCCCUUUGCCACGGUCAAGCUGCGCCCCACAGUCACCAACGAUCGCUCGGCACCCAUCAUCCGAUGAAACAGGGCUGUGGGCAGUGAAGAACUUCAGCAGAGAAGGAGGAGGAGAAGUGAUAAUGCUGACCUCCAGCUGGGCAGCAACAUAGUGCUACCACUCCAGGAGUGAACUCUCUUUUCCCCUCCCGUACCUCUGGGACAAUGGGACCCAUCUCACCUGGGUGCCUGGUGUGCUUUAGUCAGAAGCAGAUCUCUGCUGCCCUUUCUGGAUUGAUCCCUGCUUCCCUCCCCUUGUGUUGUUACUGUACUGGUGUGGGAGGGAGCAGUCUGGUGUUACUGGUUCUGGUGGCCUGGGAGAGGGGAUGGUGCUGGAGCUGGAGGCAGGGCUGGCUAAGAUCACCUGCAGCCAGGGCAGUGCUGUUGGGAUGUUGAAGGUGAAGCUUUGCUACCCCUGCUGUGGGCAGAGAAGGACUGUCACCAAACCGUUCCUUUGCCACCAGAAGAAUGAACCCCAAAAGAGAAAGCUACAAGAAGGCUUCCGGUGAUGUGGUCCAGCUGACAGGGUCUGGUCUCGGCCUCUUUGACAACUGCGUCCAUUUCUAGCAGCACCUGCCUCUUCUCAGCCCCAGGUGCAGCCCCUUACCUUGCUGGGCAGUGCCAGGGCAAAGCAGGGGCAGGUGACACUGUCCAGCACCACUGCCCUGUUCCUUCAUGUACUGUCCUGUGGAAAAUAGAUGGGGUUUUUAAAAUAAAAUGGAGAAUGCAU